GAUGUGACGGGCCGCGUGUUUCCUCUUCUUCUCGUUAAAACAAAAUUAACGUUAUACACAGAAUAAACAAUUUUAUUUCGCAAAUGGAAGAAUUAAAAUAGUUGUAGUUUGAAAUGAUUACAAGCUUUCUAAAUAAUAAUUCACUUUUUCAGUCUACGAUUUUGAUUCUCUCAAACAGUCAUGAUGUUCAAACUCCUCUUGCUGUGUUUAAUGAUUUGCUCAACUACUUACUCAUUUAAAAUUUUGGUCUUGUUUCCGACGCCUUCCUUUAGCCAUCAACGUCCAAUUAUGGCCUUGACAGAGAAGUUAGUUAAAAAAGGUCAUGAACUUUUCGUGGUCAGCCCGAAUAAAGUGCAGGAAUUGGAGCAGCAUGAUAACUACACAUUCAUUGAUGGUUCGUUCUCCUACAAGGUUCUUGCGGAUGAGUUGAAAAACUCCGUAUUGUCGCUGAAAGGAGAAAUGUCCAAUUACGAAAUGCUAAAAAUAGGUUGGGCAGCAAUUGCGAAGGCAGCGGAAAGUCAAUUUGGUAGUGAGACAUUCUUGCAGUUUGAGCGGCGCGUGGAAUCGGAGAAAAUUGUCUUCGACGUGGUCAUCGUGGAGGCUCUACUUAUACCGCACACAUGCGGGAUGGCACGAAAACUAACUGGCGCUGUACCCAUUGUGUCCAUUUCAUCAUUUCCAGUGGACGUUCUUGCUGAAAGAUAUAUAGGAAACAUGGUUCAUACGUCCUUUGCGCCUUCUCUCCUCAGCGAUUACACCAACAAAAUGUCUUUUUGGCAAAAACUUAAUAACUGGUCUCGAGAUAUAUGGAUGAUUUAUCAUAAAUAUCGCAUUAUGGAUGGCGCUGCCAAGCAGCAUUUCAAGAGAAUGUACGGUUUUGGAGAAGAAAGUCUUGUCGAUGGGUGCUAUGAAAAUAUUAGUCUUGCGUUAGUGACGUCAAAUUCACUGAAUUUUUAUCCAAGAUCUCUGAGUUCGAAUAUCAUAGAAACUGGACCCCUGCACUUGAAAACUCCUCAGCCGCUACCUCAAACUCUGCAAAGUUGGCUGGAUGGCGCAGAGGAGGGGGUAAUCUAUUUCAGCUUUGGAAGCAAUAUAAGAGUUGAAUCAAUGCCUGCUGAGGUGCUUCGUAAUUUUCUCAAAGUUUUCAGGGAGCUAUCACCUCGAUAUCGAGUCGUUUGGAAAGCGAAAUUCGAGGCUGCGGCCCCAGACAUACCCCAAAAUAUUCUGAUGGAAAGCUGGUUGCCACAACACGGUAUUUUGGUGCACCCGAAAGUAAAACUCUUCAUAACGCAUGGUGGUUUCCAGAGCCUCCAGGAGGCAAUGCACUAUGGAGUUCCAACGGUGGGCAUACCGCGAUACGGAGAUCAGCACUGUCUCGUGUCGAAAAUGGUGGAUGCGGGGAUUGGAGUGCGGCUUCACUUGAACGAUCUGUAUUCAUCUGAGAAAAUCAAAGAGGCCAUCGAGGAGGUACUGCACGGAGCGAGGUACUCCAAGAACGCGAAAAAACUAUCUGCA
This is a messenger RNA of Bemisia tabaci, 1515 nucleotides long. RefSeq names its product UDP-glucosyltransferase 2. Lineage: Eukaryota; Metazoa; Arthropoda; Insecta; Hemiptera; Aleyrodidae. Gene Ontology annotation, molecular function: UDP-glycosyltransferase activity. The record is from RefSeq and is a predicted model, not a curated record.